GCGGCUUUCAAUAAUUUGUCAUAUAUACGUAGAAAAAGACUGCGCCCAAUUUAUUAAUUAAUAGAAAGUAACUUAAUAAGAUUGGCCAACUCGUGAUCAGUGUGCAGUGCUUGAGAGUCACGCAAUAACUGCACACACACACAUACACACGUGUAAAUAAGGAGACUACAGUUAUUUGUAAAAAGUGUUUGGCGUCAUUUUAUUGUAGAAAUGGAUUUAACAUCGGGUGCGAAUGGCUCGCGAAACCAGCAGCAGCAGCCUCGCAAAUCCAACCAAAACAUUCAGGUCUAUGUGCGAGUCAGACCUCUAAAUUCGCGGGAACGUUGCAUUCGCUCCGCGGAAGUGGUGGAUGUGAUGCCGCCACGUGAGAUCGUCACCAGACACACCCUCGAAUCGAAGCUAACGAAGAAGUUUACAUUUGAUCGCACCUUUGGACCGGAAUCGCGUCAAUGCGAUGUCUACUCAACGGUUGUGGCGCCCCUCAUCGAGGAAGUGCUCUCCGGCUACAACUGCACGGUGUUCGCCUACGGCCAGACGGGCACGGGCAAAACCCACACGAUGGUGGGCAAUGAGUGUGCCGAACUGAAGUCCUCCUGGGAAGAUGAUUCUGAUAUUGGCAUCAUACCGCGAGCGCUGAGCCAUUUGUUUGAUGAGCUGCGCUUGAUGGAGCUGGAGUACACGAUGCGCAUCUCCUAUCUGGAGCUGUACAACGAGGAGCUGUGCGAUCUGCUCUCCACGGAUGACAACACCAAGAUACGCAUCUUUGAUGACAGCACGAAAAAGGGUUCGGUGAUCAUUCAGGGGCUGGAGGAGAUACCCGUUCACAGCAAAGAUGAUGUGUACAAACUGCUGGAGAAGGGCAAGGAGCGUCGUAAGACGGCCACCACACUGAUGAAUGCACAAUCCUCACGCUCCCACACGGUCUUCUCGAUUGUGGUGCACAUACGUGAGAAUGGCAUCGAUGGCGAGGAAAUGCUCAAGAUUGGCAAACUAAAUCUGGUCGAUUUGGCGGGCAGCGAGAACGUCUCCAAGGCGGGCAAUGAGAAGGGCAUUCGAGUGCGCGAAACGGUCAACAUUAAUCAGAGUCUCUUAACUCUCGGACGUGUGAUAACUGCCCUAGUUGAUCGUGCCCCUCAUGUACCCUAUCGUGAGUCCAAAUUGACGCGGCUGCUUCAGGAGUCGUUGGGUGGACGCACCAAGACAUCGAUUAUAGCCACCAUAUCGCCGGGGCACAAGGAUAUUGAGGAGACUCUGAGUACGCUGGAGUAUGCGCAUCGUGCCAAGAAUAUACAAAACAGGCCGGAGGUCAAUCAGAAGCUAACGAAGAAGACGGUACUCAAGGAGUACACCGAGGAGAUCGAUAAACUGAAACGAGAUCUGAUGGCGGCACGCGACAAGAAUGGCAUCUAUCUCGCCGAGGAAACGUACAAUGAGCUAACCCUCAAGAUGGACUCGCAAAAGCGCGAGUUGAACGAAAAGAUGAUGCUGCUCAAGGCACUAAAGGAUGAGCUGCAGAACAAGGAGAAGAUCUUCAACGAGGUCAGCAUGAAUCUGGUGAAGAAGACCCAAAAGCUAACACGUACCGAACAGCAUCUAACCGACACCAAAGGCACCCUACUGCUCACCAAGAAGGUGCUUAACAAGACCAAGCGACGCUACAAGGAAAAGAAACAGAUCGUAGAAUCUCACGUAAAAACCGAGGAGCAGUUGACCACCCAGGCGCAUCAAAUACUCGAGGCAGCUGACUUGGCUGCCGGUGAUACGUAUCAGUUGCAUGGAUCCAUCGAGCGACGUCGUCAUGUCGACGAGAAGAUUCGCAGCACAUGUGCCCAAUUUACGGAACGCAUGCGUGAUAAUCUGGAGUUGCUCGAUGGCAGCCUCAAUCAGUAUCAGGAACAACAGGCAGGCUCCACCCAACAGCUGACAGAGGAGCUGGCCAAUUGUACCACUGUGCAUCAGCGUCUGGUGGCGAAUGCCAGCAAAAGCAUUGACAACUUGCGUUCCAUUUGCACGGAGGCUUUGACGGCCCAGGGGCAGCUGCAGGCGCAGUUUGCAACAGCUGUGGCGGGUAGUAUGGAUGCACAUUGCCAGGCGCUAGUGGCGCAGCUCUUAGAACACAUGCAGCAGUGGAAGGUGCAUCUGUCCGAAGAGAUCAUGGCUAAUCUGCAGGAGUUACAGGAGAAUAAUCAACGCCACCAGUCAGCGUUGGAUAGCAUGCGUGAUGGCUUCUCGCCGAUCAUUGAGCGCAAUGCCAAGGCGCUGCAGCAGCACGUUGAGCAGGUGCAGCAACAAUUGCAGCAGUUGACAGCGAUGCGGGCACCCGAUGCGGAGCAACUGCAGCAGCUACAGGCUGAGCUGGCCUACGAGGAGGAGUUGGCACAGCAGGAGCAGGCACUGCUGCAGCAACUGGAGCAGCUGCAGCAGCAGCGUGCCAAGAAUACGAUCAGUAUGGGCACACAUGUCGGCCAACUGAAGCGCAGCCAUGCAACGGUCAUCGAGCAGAUCCAGCUAACCGACAACACUAUGCAGGCCUAUGCCAUGGAGGGAUCGGUUACGGCUCAAGCAGCCCGCGAUGAGCUUUGCAACCAGCUGCACACUGCUGUGCUCUGUGUGGAUCAGGGUGUGGCCAAGUGUUCGACGCUGCAGGUGCAGCUCGAGAAUCUCACCAAGGAGAGUGCCAAACAGGCUGAGCUCAGCACGCAAACAGUUCGAAACCAUGAGAUGCAACUGCGUCAGAUGUGCGGCGCCAGCGAGGAGCGUGCCCAACAGUUGCGUCACGAGCAGCAGAAGCAGCUAAUCGCUGCUGGCGAACAGAUCCAUCAGAUCCUCACCGAUGAUGUGCAGCUGGGCAGUGGUCAUGCGGCCAUCACUGCCGAUCUCAUUGCUAAGCUCGCGGAGCAGACGAAGCAGCAUGCCUUGGUGCAGCGACAUCAGUUUCAGACUUGCCAUCAGGAGCUCUCCAAUUUCCAUCAGAGUGAACUGAAAACUUAUGCGCCCACAGGUACAACGCCUUCGAAGCGUGACUUCAUCUAUCCACGCAGCCUGGUCGCCACGUCGCCACAUCAGGAUAUAGUGCGACGCUAUCGACAGGAGCAGGACUGGUCUGAUCUCGACACGACGGCCACCAUUGAUGAGUGCAGCGAGGGUGAACUGGAACCAGACUCGCUGGUCUCCGUGGAGGAGCUGUCGGAGACUGAAACCAUUAUGAAUUCGACGCCCAUUGAGGCCGUCGAAGGUGCUAAUUUUAAGCAACGUGGCUCUAACAAAGCCGCCCCGCCCAUCUCACGCAGUUCUAACACGCUGAAGCCGCAGGUUGUCAAGCAGCGCAGCAGAUCCUUGUCCCGUUCGCUGACGCCCAGUAAAGGAUCGCCAUACAAUUCGCCACGGAAUUCACCGCUCAGUUCACCAGCCUUUAAUAGGCAGCAUAACAAAGAGAAUGUGGCCUGAAUUACAUUUCAUACGGCAUCCCAGUAAUAAAUAUUAUUAUUAAGUCGCUAAUUUGAGCAUUUCUUCUCUAUUUGCUUGUUCCUUUUUAUUAUUAUUUUUAUUUGUAUUUUGUAUUCACAAU
This is a messenger RNA of Drosophila grimshawi, 3568 nucleotides long. RefSeq names its product kinesin-like protein Klp61F (gene Klp61F). The transcript has 6 exons. Lineage: Eukaryota; Metazoa; Arthropoda; Insecta; Diptera; Drosophilidae. Gene Ontology annotation, cellular component: nucleus; spindle microtubule. Bases 211 to 3447 code for a protein of 1078 amino acids. Gene Ontology annotation, molecular function: ATP binding; plus-end-directed microtubule motor activity; microtubule binding. The record is from RefSeq and is a predicted model, not a curated record. Gene Ontology annotation, biological process: mitotic spindle assembly; microtubule-based movement.